CUGCCAGGGUCUCUGGAGCCGUGCGAAGGGCGCUGGGCAGCCAGCGUUGUCGUUAUAGCCACCCACGGUGCGGUCUCGACAUCCUCAACGCGCCCGAGGCCUGCCAAAGCGCCGGUGCAGCACCUCCACCUGCAGACCUCCACAGCCUGGAGCAGCCAGACGCCGCCGCAGCAGCAUGGCGCGGCUCUUACCACUCAUCGCAGCCGCCUACGCGUUAGACCGUCCAACGUCCAGAUUCCAGAACGCCUUCGGCAAUCGAGGCUCGUCAGUCAGACGAAAACGCACUUUACCAGUCUACCGCCCGCCCGACUCGCCGGCCACACCACUACCCGUCCCGGGAUCGAGCCGCACGCUAAGAUACCAGCCCGAGGGCGCCGCGAACGCCCAGCUCGUAAGAGAUCUGCAGCAGUACGGCGCCCUCGUCGUCGUGAUCGGUGACGGUGAGGACGAACCGAUAGGCUGCGUCGUCGAUGUAAGGCUCGCCGAGGUGAGCGACGAGGGCCAGGCGGCGGUGGUGGCGUCGUGCACCUCGUCGAACGCUCGAGUAUCAUUAGGUAGAGUAGCCAAGGCCUUCCCGUACACGGCGCGCGAAGCAUCAACUCUGGAGGACACGGAUUUUCUCUACGCCGACGACGUGCUAGCGGCCUACGACGUCAUCGAGGAGGACGAGCCGUCGACGUCGAAAGCUAGAAAUGACUGCGUGGAUUUACUGGAAGCUACCUUAGAGCUUUGUGAUAAAUUAAGGCCGACGCUCGGCGCCAUUGAUCCCUUUGGCACUGAGCUAAAUGAGGGCGAGUACGCGCGCAUGAAGCGGCGGCUGCUGGAAGCUGUGAGCAAAGACGACGACGAGGCGGACGAAGAAAGGGAUCGGCGGCUGUCGUUCUUGUGUCUAUCGUUAGUUGACGCCCCGGACGAGUUGCGACGGAGAUGCCUGGCAACUAGAUCAGCAGCUAGGAGGUACGCUGCCGUCCAGCGGUUUUUGAGACCUCUCCAUCGGGAGCUUUCCGCGGCCUGCGCGUUGGGUGCAUCGUCGACGCCGCCGCCGCCCUGUCCGUGCCCCGUCGACGCGCCGCUCGCCUUCGCGGCCUUACGCCCGGGCCGCCGUUUAGCUUAUUGGUGGUCCGACGCCGCCGGCUGGUGCCCCGGCGAGUGCGGCGUGCUCUGGCGCACGGGCGACACGGAGGACGGCUCCGUCGAGGUCAAGUUCGACGCGGCGCCCGGAGAGAGUGGUUCGGUGGCGCAGCGGUUGGAAUUGCUCGGCGCGGACCGGGGGCGCUGGAAGCUGCUGCCGCUCUAACUUUAGCUUAUUUGUCC
Messenger RNA from Pelagomonas calceolata, 1314 nucleotides. NCBI's taxonomy places the organism in Eukaryota, Pelagophyceae, Pelagomonadales, Pelagomonadaceae. The record is from the annotation of a GenBank genome assembly.